CUGGCCGAACCAACUGUCAUUCAGUCUGAGUGGACAUGACGGAGAAGACACUACGGGAUCAGGAAAAGACGAAUUAAACGUCUCGAAGUACCAAAAACUAAUUAUAAAGUUACUUGUGUGAUGGUUUAAGCUUAGGUCGGCAUGUGUUAGUAUCUCAACAGAAGCAGCAACUUUGGCAGUACGUCUUUCCUCACUGCGAUAGGAAUUGCAGCCGGCCAGGGAGGAUGUCCGCCCCGAGCAACUCGCUUCAGCAGCCGAGGGUGAGACGCAGCAACGCGGGCUCCCCCGGCUCGUUCAACGGGAACGGCGGCAGCUGCCGUCUGCACCCCAUCCGAGCCACCGUGCCCUUCCAGCUCCUGCGCGGGGGUCCGGGCAGCCCGACGCGGGCGCAGACCCUCUACGGUGGAGCCACGAAUAGCCGAGGCUCGAGCCCACCAUCCAGCCCGUCGCUCAGUUCAGGAAGUGCAAAUGUAAAGCAAAGACUGUCCCCCGAAAACAAGGACUCCUCCUGUACCCCCGACUCUCCGGUUUCCAGAGCGGAAAGGUCCAAGUUACAGGUACGGAGCUCCAGUGCCAUCCGACGGACAUCUUCCCUGGACGCUAUCACAGGACCGUACCUCACCGGGCAGUGGCCUCGGGACUCCCAUGGACCCUACCCUUCCUGUAUGAAAGACAAAGCCACACAGACUCCAGGUCUCUGGAUUGAUGAGGGAGCAGAACUGGGAAGUCCUCACCAGCGGUCGGCCUCCUGGGGCAGUGCGGACCACCUCAAAGAGCAGAUUGCUAAACUGAGACUGCAGCUGCAGCGCAGCAAGCAGGUCAUCCGGCAGAACAAGGACCGGGAGCAGAGCUCGCUGCAGCCACAGGCGCAGCAUGGCGCUGCAUUUCAGCCGCAGUACAAGGGAACGUCAACUCUGUCAACAAUCCCUCUGCCAAAACCCUUCAUAUGCAGGGUGCCGAGCAGUGUGGAGGGCAUCAGCCACGAGCUGGAGAGUGUGUUUAUCAGAGAGAACUGGGAUCAGGGGAUACAGGCCAUGGACGUGGUAGAUGGCCGCCGCGCCCCCUUUCCCCUGCAUCGCAACAGUCGCAGUGGGGACACGCGUGACACGGACACACAGGCCCCCUCCAGUGGCAGCUCGAGCCCGUCUCCCCGCCCCUCCAGCUCUGACCACGCCCACUCUCCCGAUGGAAGUCCGUGCUCUGCAGAGGAAAUUGACAAAGACAGCGUGUGCAGUUCCCCUCUCCCCAAGUUUGCCACAUCUCCCAAACCGAACAACAGCUACAUGUUCAAACGGGAGCCUCCAGAGGGCUGCGAGAGGGUCAAAGUGUUUGAGGAGAUGGUGUCUGGCAGAUCAAAAGGCUUCCCCCUCUUCUCGUGCCCCGACAAAAACAAGGUGAACUUCAUUCCCAGAGGCUCCGCCUUCUGCCCCGUCAAACUCCUCUGCUCCUCCCUAUUCUCCCCCGUCUCUCCCUCGUCCUGCUCCCCCGGCCUGCACGGCAUCGACGGCCCGGGGCCUCAGGCGACCCCAAGCCUGCACGCUGCACCGCUUGGCGGCUUUCCCGCCUCCGCCGACUGGAGCGCCGUCGCGAGCGCCGACGGCCAGAGCGCCGACACAGAAGUGGGGAAAGACGACUCGGCACAAGUUCUCCUCACCAGCUAGUCCUCAGGUAUUCACAAGCAGACCACCUGCUGCAGCUGUAGCGUCACAGCGAGUCGGGUGGUGUGGCUUUUAAAGCGACAAAAAAAAAAACACACAAAAAAAAUCCCUUGCACUCCGUUAAUUGUAACGCAAGCCAGCAGGGAAUGCUCGCGGUCCAGGAAUGACGGAACGCAACGUCGGACGAUGGUACCAGCGUCCCGAUGCACAAGCAUGAUGGUGGAUAUUGAACCCGUCACUAGCCUAGCCCUUCCUUCCUUCCUUCCUUCCUUCCUCCCUACUGUACCGUGACAACACCAAUAGCAAAAACUGCUUUGCUUAAGUUCGCAAAAAUAAAAUCGAGAGCGCUCAAAUAAUCUUGUUAUGUGACACCUUGAGGAAAUCCAAAAAGGAGAAGUCUUUCACCAGCGACUGCUGUGAGGUAUCAAACAUCUAAGCAGCCUGUUCAGUGUGCUAACAUCUAAACUACAUAUACGUAAGCCUUUUUUUUUUUUUUUUUUUUUUUUUUGACAGCAUGGGAAAUGCCAGAUUCAUGUAUCAGGGUGUCAUACAGUCGGAAUGCAUUGCCCCCACGUUAAUCGCAAUGUUUGCACUUGUUAAGCCAUGGCUCAGAAUGAUGCAGGCCAUGGCCUAUUUUGUUUUGUUUAUUUUUUGUUAGUAUUUUGUAGCAUGUUGUCUUUGUGAAACCAGCAGUUGCUUGAGUGCUCACAAGCACACACCUAGAUCUGCUUUUCCAGUCCCAUCACUAUUAAUUAGCUCAUCACAAAAAGCUAAUGUCAGAAGUCUUUUUUUUCCAGUGACCAAAUAACCAAUCAAAAAGCACACAAUGCCCCCCCACCCCCCAUUGCCUUGAUGUGAUGCCCCACACUACACAGAGCAACAACUCAGGUCUUGUGGAAUGUACUUGCUUGGACUACGUGGCCUUUCCCGAGUGUUUAUUCUACUGAAGGACUUUCCCGACUACUGCGGGAAUCGGAAAUAUAUUUUUAGUUAUUGAGAACCGGAUCGACGGGCCGCUGUCGCGUCUCGUGGCCUUUUGCGUUAACCUGUUUCAGGUUAGAGUUUGAGGUGCUAUGAAGCGUUCCAGAGAUCACUGUUGCAUCCGUGAACCGUGAGUAGCGGAGCAAGCUACAUGAGGUACACCCUCUCAAAUUGAGACUUUUGACAGAUGUUCCCCAGACCCCCUUUUUAUUAAAUAUGUACCAAAGCAGAUUGGGAAACGUGUGAGGCCAGUCACGUAUUUUUGUGCCAGAAGCAAAAUGUUUAUGUGCAUUCGCCAUAUAAACUUUGGUUCAUCGUGUUUAAAACACGGCAAUAAUCAUUGAACCAAAACUAAGCACUUACUUGGAAGUGAGGUGAUCACUUCCACAGAUUUUUGUAAGUUAAAACAAUCAGAAUUUAAGUGUGCAAUUGAUUUUUGUUUGAGGUAAAGCUACACUAACAACUUUUGUGUAACACAGUUUUGUUCAAUAUACAGAUCCAAGAAGUUACCUGCACAAGUUAUAUCACGGGAACAUAUUGUAAAAUAAAACAUGACUUAUUUUGCGCAUGUUGAAAUUGUAAGAGAUGAUCUAGUAAAUGUUUCAUUCCAAGUCGUUGGUCUAUACGGCCACGUGCGCACCGACGAUAAGAACCACAUGCAACACAUUCCACACUGAUGAAGAACUCUUCUCUGCUUUUGGCUCUUAAGAGUUUCAAUCCUACUAAUUUUUAUUCACAAGCUCGUUGUGCAGUAAGGAAAUGGUUGCCAUGUUUGGCGAUGAUGAUUCAGUUCUGUGUAUUACGCAAUUUCAUGUACAUCUCCUGUGUGUGUGUGUGUGUGUGUGUUUUUUUGUUUUUUUUCCAAUAAAGAAAACAAGAAAAGUCUUUGAA
Molecule: messenger RNA, 3530 nt
Organism: Pungitius pungitius (ninespine stickleback)
Lineage: Eukaryota; Metazoa; Chordata; Actinopteri; Perciformes; Gasterosteidae
Product: glucocorticoid-induced transcript 1 protein
Exons: 9
Coding region: 225-1661 (478 amino acids)
Biological process (GO): podocyte development
Cellular component (GO): cytoplasm
Source: RefSeq, a predicted model, not a curated record